This is a messenger RNA of Torulaspora globosa, 1188 nucleotides long. RefSeq names its product Toh1p (gene TOH1). The record is from RefSeq and is a predicted model, not a curated record. The coding region runs from base 1 to 1188 and encodes 395 amino acids. Lineage: Eukaryota; Fungi; Ascomycota; Saccharomycetes; Saccharomycetales; Saccharomycetaceae. Gene Ontology annotation, cellular component: fungal-type cell wall. The transcript has a single exon.
AUGAAUGCUGCCGUGCGUUUGAUCUGUGUGUUUCUGGCGUGUCUGCAGGUGGCCAGGGCGGAAGUGAGUGCGUAUGACCAGAUAGCGUUCUCUAACGUUGGGUUCGCCGGGACGUACACUCCGGUGAAGAAGUUUUCCAACAUCGACGCUGACGACUGCUCCUGCGAGGUGGGAGAUCCGCAGUGGUUUUCCGGGACCAAUGCGCCCGUGUCUUCGUAUCUUUCGGUCCAUUUCCGUGGUCCUCUUAAGCUGCACCAAUUCGCCUACUACGAUUCGCCCUCCUUUGAUGUGAGCAGCUCUGCUUCCUCCAGCGACUUCACCCGUCGUGCGUACUACAACGCUUCGGCACAGGUCGGUGAGAACGUCACCUUCCUGACUGCUGCUGGCGACAGUUCGAAAUGUCUGGGCAAGGCGCUGACGUACGCCGGGUCCGACGGUACCUCGAAGGCGUCCUCUGCGACGCUGCUGCAGGACAACAACUAUAUCUCGUCCGAUGAAGAGUUCAUCAUCUUCUCCAACGUGUCGUGUCCCAAGUCUGGCGUAGGCAAGGGCUGCGGCUACUACCGCCAGGGGAUCCCCGCGUACUACGGGUUUGGCGGUGUAACGAAGAUGUUCCUGUUCGACUUUGAGAUGCCGAGGGAGACGCAGUCCAACAGCAGUUCCAUCGAGUUCUACGACUUGCCAGCGAUCUGGCUUCUGAACGACCACAUCCCGAGGACCGCCCAGUACCCGACCAACCCAAACUGUUCCUGCUGGGCCAGCGGUUGCGGCGAGUUCGACAUCUUCGAAGCUAUGAACGGCACCGAGCGCGACCACUUCUACUCAACCUUCCACACCUUCCAGGGCAUCGAGUAUCUGGGCACCGGCAUCCAGUCCUACGGCUACAUCCCAAGAGACACAAGAAACGCCAUGAGAGGCGGUGCGAUCUUCGAUUCCACUGGCAACGUCAUCACCUUCCUCUCCAACGCUACCAAAUUCGACUCCUCCCUCUCCUACAACGACAUCCACUCGAUCCUGUCCGCCAUCCCCUCCAACGAGACCUACUCGAGCAAACUCAUGUCGAUCUCUGCCACCGCUCCGUCAACCACGUCCAAGUCCUCCGGCUUCUCCCUCACAACCUCCGCCAACGGCCUGUGGUACUAUCUCUUCACGGCAGUCACAGCCCUGGCGCAGGUCUUCGUCAUCUAA